Molecule: messenger RNA, 1347 nt
Organism: Mytilus californianus (California mussel)
Lineage: Eukaryota; Metazoa; Mollusca; Bivalvia; Mytilida; Mytilidae
Product: aminopeptidase N-like
Exons: 13
Coding region: 1-1347 (448 amino acids)
Biological process (GO): proteolysis; peptide catabolic process
Cellular component (GO): cytoplasm
Molecular function (GO): metalloaminopeptidase activity; peptide binding; zinc ion binding
Source: RefSeq, a predicted model, not a curated record
AUGAAUUAUGUUGCCCAGACACAUAUGCAGCCAACACAUGCAAGAAAAGUCUUCCCGUGUUUCGACGAACCUGCAAUUAAAGCGAGAUUCAAUGUGACUCUUUUCAGGAAAAAACACAUGAUUUCAUUGUCAAACAUGAAACAAAUCCUAUCCCAAGACUUAGGAAAAGACUGGGUGGCUGAUCAUUAUGCAGUUACACCGUUGAUGUCAACUCAGUUAUUAGCUUUUGUUGUUUGUGAUUUCAUAUCCAAAGAAGUCAUAACUCCAACUAAUGUAUUAUUCAGAGUUUGGACUCGUCGAGAAGCAAUCGAUCAAACAACAUACGUUUCAGACGUUGGUGGCAGAGUUCUGACUUUCUAUGAAGAAUAUUUUAAUUAUCCAUUCAUGCUUCCUAAACAAGAUUUAAUAGGUGUUCCAGACUAUAUUGGUUCAAUGGAAAACUGGGGACUGAUAAUCCAGAGAGAGGAGGCCAUGUCGUAUGUUCCUCUAGAAACAUCAGAAUAUUUUAAGGAGUAUGUUACAUUGACUUUAUCGCAUGAGUUGUCACACGUGUGGUUUGGAAACUUAGUGUCAACCUCUUGGUGGGACGAUUUAUGGCUAAAUGAAGGAUUUGCCAACUAUAUUGCACAUGUUGCAAUGGAUUUCAUAGUACCAAGCUGGUUGCCGCUAGAUAAUUUUGUGAUCAAAAGUGUUCAGAGGGCUUUAGCAUUUGAUGGCCUAAUUUCCUCACAUCCUGUAUAUGUCCCUGUUUCUAAUCCGGAAGAAAUAUCUCAAACAUUUGACACCAUUUCCUACCAUAAGGGUGGAUCUAUUUUAAGAAUGUUGCAAUUCAUUUUGGGAGACGCAACAUUCCAAAAAGGUCUACAGCGAUUAAUUAGAAACAGAGCAUACGGUUUAAUGGUCCAUGAUGAUCUAUGGGUUGCUUUGAGGACACAAAGUAUAAUUGAUGGUAAGCCACUUGAUGUUAAAGGAAUAAUGGACACCUGGACGCUGCAAAUGAACUAUCCAACAGUUUUCAUGGAAAGAAAAGGACAUGGCAUAAGACUGAGUCAAUCAAGGUAUCUUCUGGAUAAAACUGCUACUGAUCCUGGAACAUAUACAUCACCGUUCGAGUAUAAAUGGGAAAUACCUUUCACUUACACAACCCAAAAAAUGAAAGACUUUAACAAGAACGAGGCUGACAUAAUAUGGAUGGGAAAAGACGGAAGAGACGUUUUCUUACCAAGAGUAAAAUGUGGAAAUGGCUGGUUUAUAGGAAAUAUAAAACAAUAUGGAUUCUAUAGAGUUAAUUACCCGGAAGACAAUUGGUAUUAUUCAAUUGUUGGUACAUCAAUGAAACGCAGUUAA